UGAUCACCAUCUCCCUGGUGUCUCUUCCCUCCUCUUUCUCUCUUCCUUUGCACUUCCUAGAUCUCCCUGUAAAUUUUCCAGGCUAGACCCUGUAAGUCGUCGGUAGCCAGGCGAGACGUUCAUCGUGGUUUGUCGGAGCCGUGUUUCAACUCCAUUGUGGUCGCUUUUUUCCUCCAUCCCAAACAGCACUACAUUUCAUCAUGGCGGACAGUCCGGUGCCCUACAAGGGGGCAGCCGAUGGCACGGGCGGCGACUCGUUGCACGAGGACCUCAACAUCUACUACAAUUCAGGCGACAUAGCAUGGGUCAUCGUGUCGACAGCUCUAGUGCUGCUCAUGAUCCCAGGCGUCGGAUUCUUCUAUUCCGGCCUCGCACGACGAAAGUCCGCCUUAUCCCUCCUAUGGCUCUCCAUCAUGUCCGCAGGAAUGGUAUCCUUCCAAUGGUUCUUCUGGGGCUACUCGCUCGCCUUCUCCCACACAGCCGGGAAAUACAUCGGCAACCUAGACAACUUCGGCUUCAAGGGCGUGCUCGCCGCCCCGUCCGUCGGCAGCGACAAGGUCCCCGACCUCCUCUUCGCAGUCUUCCAAGGCAUGUUCGCCGCAAUUACCGUAGCCCUCGGCGUCGGCGCCGUCGCCGAACGCGGCCGCAUGCUCCCCUGCAUGGUCUUCAUCUUCAUCUGGUCAACAAUCAUCUACGACCCGCUCGCCUGCUGGACCUGGAACUCCUCCGGCUGGGUCUACCAGCUCGGCGGGCUCGACUUCGCCGGCGGGACACCCGUGCAUAUCGCCUCCGGCGCAACCGCACUCGCAUACUCCCUCAUGCUCGGCAAACGCCGCGGCCACGGCACCCACGAGCUCAACUACCGCCCUCACAACGUCACGCACGUCGUUAUCGGCACUGUCUUCCUCUGGGUGGGCUGGUUCGGGUUCAACGCGGGCUCGGCCCUCAGCGCGAACCUGCGUGCUGUCAUGGCUGCUGUCGUUACGAACCUCUCGGCUGCCGUGGGCGGCGUUACCUGGUGUCUUUUGGAUUAUAGGCUCGAGCGCAAGUGGUCGACAGUGGGGUUCUGCUCUGGUGUGAUUUCGGGUCUCGUCGCUAUCACUCCUGGGUCGGGUUUCGUUACGCCUUGGGCGGCGUUUAUCUUUGGUGUCGUCGGCGCGGCAGCUUGCAACUACGCUACUAAGCUGAAGUAUCUUCUUCACAUUGACGAUGCGUUGGAUAUCUUCGCCGUACACGGCGUGGGGGGCGUCGUGGGGAACCUUCUGACUGGUCUUUUCGCCGCUGACUACAUAGCCCACCUAGACGGCACCACCGAAAUCGACGGCGGCUGGCUCAACCAAAACUACAUCCAACUCGGCUACCAACUCGCCGACUCCGUCUCGGGCCUCGCCUACGCCUUCUUCGGCAGCUGCAUCAUCCUCUUCCUCAUCAAUCUCGUCCCGGGAUUGAGUCUCCGUGCGCCUGAGGACGACGAAAUCAUGGGCAUGGAUGAUGUUGAGAUUGGGGAGUUUGCUUACGACUACGUCGAACUCACCCGCGACGUCAUCAGUCCCUCGCCGAGCGAAAACGGAGACGGCUCAUCCACGAAGCGGUCUAUGUCUAUCCCUCAGACGGGGAUAGCCACCGAUGGUGGUGUCGAUGAGGCGAAGGCUUGAUUGGCCUCAUUCAUUCAUUUCUUGCCUUGGCCUGGCCUGACCUGACCUGGCUACUACUAGGUAGUUUAUCUACUAUUCAUUUUAUUCUUUUUUAUAUUAUUGGAAUUAUAUACCCUUGCCU
Molecule: messenger RNA, 1776 nt
Organism: Aspergillus campestris IBT 28561
Lineage: Eukaryota; Fungi; Ascomycota; Eurotiomycetes; Eurotiales; Aspergillaceae
Product: ammonium permease MEP2
Exons: 6
Coding region: 201-1655 (484 amino acids)
Biological process (GO): ammonium transmembrane transport
Cellular component (GO): plasma membrane
Molecular function (GO): ammonium channel activity
Source: RefSeq, a predicted model, not a curated record